CCAAUUCCUUCUGUCUGUACAUCGCGAGCGCCCGGAAUGGCCGGACGCCGGCUGUGUCGGCAGGCGCUCAUCUGCGCCUCGGCGUGCCUCAUCACGUGCAUCGCCCUCCUCUGCCUCUGGAUCCAGCAGUCCGGCAAGGACAUCUGCCUGGCCAUCGGAGGGGUCUUCCAGCCCACCGCAGUCAUGGUACCCGCAGAGAAAUACGUUCUCGACAAGCAUCAUCGAAAGUACAAAUACAGUCGAGAAAUGCCCCUAGUGUUCAUCGGGGGCAUGCCCAGAUCAGGAACCACUUUGCUGAGAGUCCUUCUAGAUGCUCAUCCGGACAUCAGGUGUGGAGAAGAGACGAGGGUUAUCCCCAGGCUCCUCGGCCUCAAGAGCCAGUGGCUCAAAUCUCCACUCGAGUCCAGAAGACUCAAGGAAGCAGGAAUCACAUCGCAGGUCUUGGACAGCGCUGUGGCUGCCUUCACCCUAGAAAUAAUCGCUCGGCAUGGUGAGCCUGCCUAUAGGCUGUGCAACAAAGAUCCUUUCAGUCUGCGGUCGUCUGUCUAUCUUCACAGUCUCUUCCCCAACGCCAAGUUCGUCCUCAUGCUUCGGGAUGGCAGAGCUGUGGUUCAUUCCAUCAUAUCCAGAAAGGUUACUAUCACCGGCAUGGAUUUACAUGAUUACCGUCAGUGUCUCCGAAGAUGGACAGCAGCGGUUCAAGCCAUGUAUAAUCAGUGCCAUCUCCUGGGACCACGCAUAUGUCUGCCCGUUCACUACGAACGCUUAGUUCUGCAUCCGGAACCAACCAUGAGGAUGGUGCUCUCGUUUCUCGACAUUCCAUGGAACAAUUCCGUACUCCAUCACGAGCUGCUGGUUGGGAAACAAGGAGGUGUCUCUCUUUCCAUACUAGAGAGAUCAACAGACCAAGUGAUCAAACCCAUAAAUACCGAAGCUCUUACCAAAUGGGUGGGUCACAUUCCGGAAGACGUAGUCAGGGACAUGCCUUCGCUGGCACCCAUGCUAACUGCGUUAGGGUACGACCCCAGAGCCAAUCCUCCCAACUACGGUAAGCCAGAUUCUCUGGUGAUCAAGAACACUUUCGAUUUAAAAGUGAACAAGAAGUUGUGGGAGGCUCGAGAGAGACAGGUGGUCGAAAAAAGAGAGAGCAUUUGGCGAUCGUGGCUCCAGAAACCGAGGACUAAAGUAGAGCACGCGACGAGUGCUGCAGUGCUCGAAAACUCAACCCAGGUAGCGACAGAAAUUGCUCAGGGCACAAUGACAGGGCUGUUGUCAACCACCGUCAAUGAAAGUGAUAUCGAUCACACCGUUAGAAGAAUUUGAUAUGUGAGAAAACUAAAUGUGUGAGCUUUUUUGUAUGCUUUGUUUUUGUUAUAAAUAUUUUAAAAGAUAUUAACUUUAUGAAGCAGAAAUAGUUCCAAAAUAUAUUAAUGUUUUGUUAAAGUAUAACAAAUAAUGGGGACAUCAGUUGUUUUAAAAGAUGUAUCUAAUUAAGUAUGGGAAAAGAAUUUAUGUUUUAAAAUAUAUUAGGUACUAAUAUUCAAAGGAUCAUUAUUUUAUCCAUUCUGUCUGUUUUUUAUCAUUUGAUAUCGAAAUCCAUUAUGCAGUAAAAAGAUUUUAAUAUAAACUAAUUCAGAUUUAUGAUUUGAUUUUUUCUUUUUCUUCUUCUGGAGUACUCUUAAAAUAUCUUUUAAUUCCUGUUGUUAGUCGUGCUCAAUAACGCUUAGAGUAAUCAACCUUCUCAAGAUUCCAAGAUAAUAAGAAAAUUUAUUCGUAAAUCGAUUUUGCCUCAGAUUUCGUUUCGGAACUCUUGUUUUCUCUGUUGUUAACCAAUCUCAAUAGUAAUGAAAUAAAAAAAUGGCCUUCAAGCCAUAUGAAAUAAAUUUUAUACUUUGAACAGAUCAAAUUUUAAAUGGUAUAUUUUUUUAUCCAAUAACACUCGUCUUUAGUAACAGCGUUAUCCAUAAAGGCAUUACAAGGAUUUAAUUUGGAAAAAAAUUGAAUUUCACGAAUUUUUCCGUUUUUUUCCAAGGUUUUUUUUUUUUUUUUUUUGAUGUUUUAUUUUAAAAGUUUGGGAUAAAUUUUCUGUGAUCAAGAGUGAUGAUAUGUGAAGUGUGUAUGUAUAUCAAGAAUACAAAAAUUGUAUAUGAAGAUGUAUGUAUUUUAGAAUGUAUUUCCUUGUUAUUAUUAGAUGAGAUUCAAAAAUCUAUACUUGUAAUUUGUGAAUUAAAUAUAUUUUGUGUUGUG
Argiope bruennichi is the source of this 2247-nucleotide messenger RNA. RefSeq names its product protein-tyrosine sulfotransferase 1-like. The coding region runs from base 37 to 1323 and encodes 428 amino acids. Gene Ontology annotation, cellular component: Golgi apparatus. Gene Ontology annotation, molecular function: protein-tyrosine sulfotransferase activity. The record is from RefSeq and is a predicted model, not a curated record. The transcript is spliced from 5 exons. Lineage: Eukaryota; Metazoa; Arthropoda; Arachnida; Araneae; Araneidae. Gene Ontology annotation, biological process: peptidyl-tyrosine sulfation.